Messenger RNA from Patiria miniata (bat star), 1369 nucleotides. RefSeq names its product cytidine deaminase-like (gene cda). Gene Ontology annotation, molecular function: zinc ion binding; cytidine deaminase activity. Lineage: Eukaryota; Metazoa; Echinodermata; Asteroidea; Valvatida; Asterinidae. Gene Ontology annotation, cellular component: cytosol. The record is from RefSeq and is a predicted model, not a curated record. The transcript has 5 exons. The coding region runs from base 402 to 842 and encodes 146 amino acids.
UAUUGCCGUACCCUGAGUACGAGUUGCUGCAUGAUGCGGUGGAUCGGACCACAUGUGCCGUUUGGUUUGUAAACAAGGCACAGCAGGCAUCAAGGACAAAAGUGUACGUGGCAGUGUGAAGUCUGGACUGUAUGAAACACGGACUCCUUGUUGGUAUUGCGCAUGCCAUUAGUGAAGAUACUCGGGACAUACAGUGACGAAUCCAUAUAAGAGACCAGAUAUCAUUGGAGUCUCAAUUUCAUAUGACACCGUGACUUGUCAACACGGUCGAUCGUGAAGAAAAUCAAUACUACCAAUACGCAAUAUAUUACGGUGUGAACUGCACUAAUACUUCACAGCUAGAGCUGCUAGCUCUAUGGUUACACGUACCAUCCAUAACGGUCACUAACGGAUGAAUAACAAUGGGGGACGCUUCCUUGCCAGCUGAGAUUCAAAAACUCAUAGAAAAGUGCCAUGAAGCCAAGAAGAACGCCCACUGCCCUUACAGCAAGUUCAGAGUAGGGGCUUCGUUGCUGACAAAGGAUGGCAAAAUGUACAGUGGUUGCAAUGUAGAGAAUGCUUCCUACACACUCGGCCUGUGCGCCGAGAGGUGCGCCAUCUUCAAAGCUGUCUCGGAGGGACAUAAAGAGUUCAAGGCUAUGGCAGUGGGCUGUGACGUGAAAGAUGACUUUCUGGCACCGUGUGGCGCCUGCAGACAAGUCAUGUACGAGUUCGGUGGGAAAGAUUUGGAGGUGUACCUGACUAAGCCGGAUCUGACCUGGCAGCGGACUCCCAUGCGUGAGCUCUUGCCGUCUGGGUUUGACGGGUCGGCCCUGACACUAAGCAAGGUUGCGACGGAAUGAUGCAAUCUGUCUUUUCAUGUUGGGAAUUAAAACCAAAUAUCGACAGAUCUUCCCAUUAGAUUAGAAAAUCUAGUUUGAUCUCCCUCUGCGCUGAAGACAUUUUGGUCUUGGUAUGUCGCGUGCACGGCAUAUCGUAUUGUGUUCACAAAUCGGGUGCCUAAUUUUGUUUAUGCAUUGACUUCCCUUUCAGCCGCUUCAACUGAUCCAGUUAUCUUGAUAAUCAGUCUAUCUAAUUUGAAACGUCAUUUGCGGUGGUCAUGUAUUGUAAUUUCAUUUAAAUGGUGGGUUGGAGCUGCUUAUUCUUCCCCAGACUGAAAUGUAUCGUCUUGGCUGGAAUUCUAGAUUAAAAAAACAUAUAAACAAUUGUUAGUUUUGUCCUAAAGAUUUAAUUUUGUAAUCCAAAUAUGUAUUUUAAUUUUAAAACGCGUGAGCAAUCUUAAUGCUAGGUAUAAGUAAAUAAAUGUGCGUUUUUUAAAGUAUAUGUUCAUGAUGGGGUAUACCCUUGAUUAACACGCGAUUUCUUUCUA